UCUUUUCCAUUUCUCAUUUUUGUCUUUCUCUUUUGCACAAUCGGUUGGUCGCAUCUGCAUAUGAAAUUCCAGAUUAGCCCUCAACCAUGCCGGCUUCAGCAUCAUCGGCGCCGCCCCCUCCGACUCACAGCCGUCGUGAGGAUCUGAUCGGACGGUUGAGCUCUUCCUCCGCCGAAGCAAAACUCAAAGCUCUCCGUGACCUUAAGAAUCAGAUCAUCGGUAACCGUACGAAAAAGCUUUGUUUUCUCAAACUUGGCGCCGUUCCGUCUGUUACCUCCAUACUCUCUUCCUCCUCCGCCACCGCGGCCGCUGCUGCAGCUGGUUCUGUUUGUUCCGGUAAUGACGUGGAACUCAACGAUUCGCUGAUUCUUCAAUCCGCUGCUGCUAUUGGUAGCUUCGCUUGUGGCUUUGAUGAUGGUGUUAAAGCCGUCCUUGAUGCCGGUGCAUUUCCUCUUCUUCUUCGCCUUAUUUCUUAUCCUAAUGAUAAGGUAGUCGGAGCAGCUGCUCGUUCCCUUAAGUUCAUUUAUCAAUCGAAGUUAGCCCCAAGGUAUGAUUUUCUGCAGGGGAACAAUAUGGAAUUUAUCCAGUCGUUACUGAAUAGUGAAAAUGAGAAUGUGACUGGACUUGGUGCAAGUAUCAUUACACAUUCUUGCUGGACAAGUAUGGAGCAGAAGGCAUUAAGUGAUGCCGGAAUUAUUAAAAAGCUCACUUGUAUGCUUGGAGGGUCUGUAACUCAAAAAGAUGCUAGUUUGGAGUCUCUAGCCACUAUCCUGAAGGGAAAUCCUGAAGUCAUAUCAAAGUUCACCGAACCUGAAAAUGGAGGAGCAUUGGGUACUGUUACUGAAUUGACCAAGGAUAAAAAUGCCCGGACAAGAUUGCUUGCUUGCAUAUGCUUGAUUGUCAUAAAGAAUUCUGCUCCUUCUUGCCUUCAAGAUUUACGAAUCAAAACAAAAUUGAUACUAAUUCUACUUGAGCUACUUGAUGAUGAUCAAGUUGGAGACGAAGCUCCUUUUGCCUUGUCUAGUUUAAUUGCAGAAAAGGAGGAUCUGCAAGUAUUAGCAUUCGAGGCAAAUGUUAUCGAUAAACUUGUCAACCACCUGCGGAAAGCUCCAGUAUUGUCGAGACGUUUGGAGGGAAUACUUAUUGCAUUGGCUAACAUGUGUUCAAGACUGGAACGCUGCAGGGAUCGGCUUUUGUCAUUAGAGGCUAUGAAGUUUGUAACUGAUGCCCUGAGUCAGGAUAGUGGUGAAGUGCGUGCUGCAGCAUGUGUUUGUUUGAAAAACGUUUCUCGCUCAGUGAAGAAUCUUAGUGCAGGUCUAUUUAUGAACGAGAGUUUUGUUGCUCCCUUGGUGCAGCUUUUAUUUGAUGAUUUGACCUUUGUCCAGGUUUCUGCUCUCGAUGCCAUCAGCAACAUAGUGGUUGAUUUCUUGGCACAUAAGACAAUGUUUAUGAAAUGUGGAGGUGUGAAGCAGCUCGUUCAGCUUUCGAAGUCAAUGGAUGCAACUAUUAGGGUAAAAGCCGUGUGUGCUUUAAGGAAUCUAACAUUCCUUGUGAGUGACAAGUGUAAAGAGGAAAUUCUAUCAGAGCUCACACAGUUGACCUUAAGAAGCCUGAUUUGUGAUCCUGAGGCUUGUGUUCAAGAGCAAGCUUUAGCUUUGGUUUGUAAUCUUGUUGAUGGGCCUCUAGAUUCUAUCCAGCAUGUCUUUACUGAGGACGCUCUUCUGCUGCAUGCUGUUGGACAGCAACUGCGAAGUGCUUCAAAUGCCGAAGUCCUUAUUCAGGGUAUGUACGUCUUUACCAAUGUUGCAUCUGGAAAUGAGGUGCACAAGGAAGCCGUUAUGCAAGAGCUCUUUCCACCGUUAGCUAAUGAAUGUGAAUCAAUUAUGUCCAAGUUUUUACAUAGUGAUGAUAGCCGGUUACGUACAGCAGCAGUUUGGGCUCUAGUAAACCUUACUUUUCCAAGCAGUUCUGGUGCAUUUGGCCGAGUGAUGAAACUACGGAAUGCUGGCAUAGUUUCCCAGUUGAAAAAUAUGGUCAAUGAUCCUUGCCUUGAUGUAAAGCUUAGAGCGAGGACGGCUCUGGGGCAAUCAAUUACUUCUGGUGAUGGUUCUACAUGACUAUUAUAUUUUUAUCCUUAAUUCAGUGGUUGGUGAGAGAUUCUGGUGCAGAAUGUUGCUUGUGGGCAUCAACAUGUUUUAUAUAAUGCCAUGUCUGCAACCUUUGGGACCAAGGAGAACAUGGUUUAAGCUUUAAUUCCAGCAUUUUUCAAAUUCAAGGCUUUUGCUUUGCUUGUGUGGCCUAGCCGGUCAUAUUCAACUGCAUCAUUCUGUACCCCAGCCGCAAUUUUGUAUAUUUUUUGUCCUAGUUAUAAAUAUAAUAUUGUCUGUGAUUGUCGCACCUGUUAUUCUGUAUUUCUCCCACUAUUGGGGGUGUUAGCAGGGAUAAUUAAUGAGAAGGCAUUAUCGUCCUUUGUCU
Messenger RNA from Solanum stenotomum, 2475 nucleotides. RefSeq lists its product as uncharacterized. The transcript has 9 exons. Gene Ontology annotation, molecular function: protein binding. Bases 87 to 2117 code for a protein of 676 amino acids. NCBI's taxonomy places the organism in Eukaryota, Viridiplantae, Streptophyta, Magnoliopsida, Solanales, Solanaceae. Gene Ontology annotation, biological process: proteasome-mediated ubiquitin-dependent protein catabolic process. The record is from RefSeq and is a predicted model, not a curated record. Gene Ontology annotation, cellular component: GID complex.